Nicotiana tabacum (common tobacco) is the source of this 1897-nucleotide messenger RNA. Its product is annotated as ABC transporter I family member 1. Gene Ontology annotation, molecular function: ATP hydrolysis activity; transmembrane transporter activity; ATP binding. The record is from RefSeq and is a predicted model, not a curated record. Gene Ontology annotation, biological process: cytochrome complex assembly. NCBI's taxonomy places the organism in Eukaryota, Viridiplantae, Streptophyta, Magnoliopsida, Solanales, Solanaceae.
UAUUUUUUUCAUCUAGUUCUAGUUUAAUUUUCAAUUUAAAGGUUUUAAUAAGUGAAUAUUGAGUAAGUAUUAUUAUCUUGAUAGUUUGAUUUAGUAGGAGUGGUCUUUCUAUUUUAUCUUUUGUAUUGUUUCACUUUUCAAAACAAAAAACAAACAAAGGAAAUUUUUUUAAAAACAAUAUGACUAUAAGAGCCAAUUGGCACUUCCUCUUUUGUCUUCUUCCUAAAAGAUUCCCUCUAAUCCCUUAUAACAAAAUUCACGAAAUUUUCUCAAAGUGCAUUCCUAGCUGAAAACCAGAUCUGAAACACCCCAAAAUCUCACCCAAAAACAGCUGCAAAAUAGCUCCAAAUCAGCUCCCAAAACAGUCCGAAAACCACCAUAAAGGCUGCCGUCUUCACACAAAACCAGCAACUCGUUCCUACUCUGUCAAUCACUACAAAUGAGCCGAGUUCGAGUCGGGUUAGUCGAGGUUCGUUGAGGUUUCCGGCAAGGCAUUUGUUUUCCUGUUCGAGGUUCUCUUGUGCUUGACGAUUCCAGAAUAUUUGCAAUUGUAAAGAAUUACAGAAUUUGUUCCGCAAUUUCUUCUGAGCUCCUGCAAGAUUUGAAAGAGCUUCAGCAGCCUUUUGUUUCUUUUUAUUCUCCGUGGAGCUCAAUCAAGGAAGUAUUAUAUCCAGUAGUGAUCUUUGUCCUUCAUUCUUUUGACAAUGUCUUUGCGUAGACCUCCCCUUCCUCGACUUCUGCUGAACAAUGUGUCUUGCAUGAGAAAUGCUCAACAAAUACUGCGCAAUGUAAAUGUUUCCCUCCAUGAUGGUGGUGCACUUGUACUAACAGGCACUAAUGGCUCUGGUAAAUCGACAUUCUUGCGCAUGUUAGCUGGUUUCUCGAAACCAUCAGCUGGUGAGAUACUCUGGAAUGGUCAUGAUAUCACUGAUUCAGGUGUUUUUCAACAGUACAAACUUCAGCUCAACUGGCUCUCUCUUAAGGACGCUAUCAAAGAGAAGUUCACAGUCCUUGAUAAUGUUCAAUGGUUCGAAGUUCUUGAAGGCAAGCAAGGAAGAUCUCUGCCAGCUUUGCAGCUUAUGGGGCUUGGAAGAUUAGUAAACGAUAAAGCACGAAUGCUUUCUAUGGGUCAAAGGAAAAGGGUACAGCUGGCCAGAUUGUUGGCAAUUGAUCGGCCUAUUUGGUUGCUUGAUGAACCUUCAGUAGCAUUGGAUGACGAAGGUGUGAAAUUGCUCGAGUACAUUAUUGCAGAGCACAGAAAAAAAGGUGGUAUUGUCAUUGUCGCCACCCAUCUGCCUAUUCAGAUUGAGGAUGCAAUGUUUUUAAGGUUGCCACCGAGGUUCCCAAGAAGGAUGACUUUGGUAGACAUGCUUGAUCGAGGUGGCCUGGACUGAUCUUUAAGAAGAUGUAAUCCAAGUUUAAAGAAAACAUUGCAAUAAAUUAAAGAGCAUGCAAUAGAGAAACAAGAGAAGCGUGUGAUGUGCCAAAUUUUCUUCUAGUGGCAUCAGAGUUUGCACUUUAUUUCAUUCUUGAUGGUUGCAAGAACUGCUCCAAGAUUUUUGUAUUUAGAAUAUCUAGGACUAGCUUCAUUAUCUCUACAUUGUUAGUUCCUCCUUUUUUUGCACUUCAAUUUGCCAUGAAAAAUGUGUGGAGAGCACCUUGCCUAGGUCUUUGGUCUAGUGGUAAGAGUGCAACACGGGACAAAAGUCUGCACUUUUAUUUCAUUCUUGAAGGUUGCAAGAAUCGCUUGAGGACUUUUAUAUUUAAGAUGUUUAGGAUUAGCUUAAAUAUUUUUUCUUUGUUAGUUUCUCCAGUAGAAAAUAUCAACAACUUCUAGUACUUUCUAUUUCUAUUGUUAAUUUGUAUAAUAUUAGUUUGAGAUGUGAGCUUACAUGGA